GCCGCUACUGCCAUUACUCCUGCCAGCUAUUCUGGACAAGAAAGGGAGAGGGUGAGGCUGUGUCAGCUUUCCCUUGUCCUUUCAUCUUCUGCUCAGUUCUGCUGUUUCUUAACCGUGGGGAACCGAAGUCUUCGUACUGGGGCAAAUCAGCAAAAUCUGGGCUCACCUUCUGGUCUAGGCUGGGGCAGGUAUCGGGUUUGGGUUCAGGUUCUGGUCAGGGCUGGGCUGCAGAGCAGCUCCAAGUCUCCAACUAGAAGGUCUCAUAAAAGUUUCUCCCAUGACUCCUGCCCAUUCCAGAGGCCCUCCGUGCCCUGGCUCAUUCACCACAGCCGAGAGGGCUGGUCCCAUGAGGAACCAGGAUGUCUGUGUGCCACCCUCUGCAACAACAGCGUCGGUCCUCAUGAGGAGCACCCUGUGGUUGAAGAGCCCUUGAAUAUGCUAGAUCCCAGCUGGCCCUCCCAGGCGCUCAGGGGCAUGACAGAUGGUCCUCGGUCAGAUGUGGGCCGCUGGGGUGGGAACCCCUGGCAGCCCCCAACCACACCUUCUCCAGAGCCAGAGCCAGAGCCAGAGCCAGACAGAGGGUCUCGCCGAGGAGGCCGUUCCUUCUGGGCUCGCUGCUGUGCCUGCUGCUCCUGCCGAAAUGGGACAGAUGGCGAUGGGGGCCCUGAGCCCUACGGAGGUCGAGGGUCUCACUCUGGAAGUCGAAGACCGGACUCCCGGGGCUCAGGUUCCCGCCGACCUGGCUCCCGGACCGGCGAUGUGAACGCCGCUGGAGAUGGCACCAUCCGAGAGGGCAUGCUGGUGGUGACCGGUGUGGAUCUGCUGAGUGCACGGUCAGACCAGAACCGCCGGGAGCACCACACAGACGAGUUUGAGUACGAUGAGCUGAUUAUACGCCGUGGACAGCCUUUCCACGUGGUCCUCCACUUUUCUCGGCCCUAUGAGUCCUCUGAUCAUGUCGCCCUGGAGCUGCUUAUUGGAAACAACCCCGAGGUGGGGAAGGGCACGCACGUGAUCAUCCCGGUGGGCAAGGGGGGCAGUGGAGGCUGGAAAGCCCAGGUGACCAAGGCCAGUGGGCAGAAUCUGAACCUCCGGGUCCACACCUCCCCCAACGCCAUCAUCGGCAAGUUUCAGUUCACCAUCCGCACACGCUGCGAGGCUGGCGAGUUCCAGUUGCCCUUUGACCCCAGCAACGAGAUCUACAUCCUCUUCAAUCCCUGGUGCCCAGAGGACAUCGUGUACGUGGACCAUGAGGAUUGGCGACAAGAGUAUGUGCUUAAUGAGUCUGGGAGAAUCUACUAUGGGACUGAAGCCCAGAUUGGUGAGCGGACCUGGAACUAUGGACAGUUUGAUCAUGGAGUGCUAGAUGCCUGCCUGUACAUCCUGGACCGGCGGGGAAUGCCAUAUGGAGGCCGUGGGGACCCCGUCAGUGUCUCCCGGGUCAUCUCUGCCAUGGUAAAUUCCUUGGAUGACAAUGGGGUCCUGAUUGGAAACUGGUCUGGUGAUUACUCUCGAGGCACCAACCCUUCAGCAUGGGUGGGCAGCGUGGAGAUCCUACUCAGCUACCUACGCACUGGCUAUUCCGUCCCCUAUGGCCAGUGCUGGGUCUUCGCCGGCGUGACCACCACAGUGCUGCGUUGCCUGGGCCUGGCUACCCGCACUGUCACCAACUUCAACUCGGCACACGACACCGACACAUCUCUCACCAUGGACAUCUACUUUGAUGAGAACAUGAAGCCCCUGGAACACCUGAACCAUGAUUCUGUUUGGAACUUCCACGUGUGGAACGACUGCUGGAUGAAGAGGCCAGAUUUGCCGUCGGGCUUUGAUGGGUGGCAGGUGGUGGACGCUACGCCCCAGGAGACCAGCAGCGGCAUCUUCUGCUGUGGGCCCUGCUCUGUGGAGUCCAUCAAGAAUGGCCUGGUCUACAUGAAAUAUGACACACCCUUCAUUUUUGCCGAGGUCAACAGUGACAAAGUUUACUGGCAGCGACAGGAUGAUGGCAGCUUCAAAAUCGUGUAUGUAGAGGAGAAGGCCAUUGGCACACUCAUCAUCACAAAGGCCAUCGGAUCCAACAUGCGGGACGAUGUCACCCACGUGUAUAAACACCCAGAAGGCUCAGAAGCAGAGCGGAAGGCAGUGGAGACAGCAGCCACACAUGGCAGCAAACCUAACGUGUACUCCAGCCGCGACUCGGCAGAGGAUGUGGCCAUGCAGGUGGAGGCCCAGGACGCAGUGAUGGGGCAGGACCUGGCAGUCUCCGUGGUGCUGACCAAUCGCGGUGGCAGCCCCCGCACCGUGAAGCUGCACCUCUACCUCUCGGUCACCUUCUACACCGGGGUCACAGGGCCUGUGUUCAAGGAGAGCAAGAAGGAAGUGGUGCUGGCACCAGGGGCCUCGGACCGCGUGUCCAUGCCUGUGGCCUACAAGGAAUACCGGCCCCACCUUGUAGACCAGGGCUCCAUGCUGCUCAAUGUCUCGGGCCACGUCAAGGAGAGUGGCCAGGUGCUGGCCAAGCAGCAUACCUUCCGUCUGCGCACCCCAGACCUCUCCCUCACAUUAUUGGGGGCAGCUGUGGUUGGCCAGGAGUGCGAAGUACAGAUUGUCUUCAGGAACCCCCUGCCUGUCACCCUCACCAACGUCGUCUUCCGGCUUGAGGGCUCCGGCCUACAGAGACCCAAGAUCCUCAAUGUGGGGGACAUUGGGGGCAACGAGACAGUGACAUUGCACCAGAAGUUCGUGCCUGUGCGACCAGGCCCCCGCCAGCUCAUCGCCAGCUUGGAUAGCCCACAGCUCUCCCAGGUGCAUGGUGUCAUCCAAGUGGACGUGGCUCCGGCCCCUGGGGGUGGGGGUGUCUUCGCAGAUGCUGGAGGCGACAGUCACUCAGGGGAGACCAUCCCUAUGGCAUCUCGGGGUGGGGCUUAGCCCCUGGCCAGGAGUGAUGAGACUGGAGUCAGAUGAGCAAGGACAUUGCCUCAAGUCAGGGGCCUACUGCAGAGCUGCUCCCCAGAGGCCCAGGAGGGGAGGCUGGGGCAUCUGGGGAGGGAGCCAUUCUUUACUUGCACAGAGCAGCACAGAUGCUAAUAAACUAUUUUUUAAUGAACUGUUUUUAAGGAAACUGUUCUGUCCAUUUGUGAGUUCAUGCCAGGCCAAGGAGUGUGGACUUACAGUCUGUCCCAGGGACGCAUGGGACAUUUCUGGCGCUGCUGGAUCAGAGAAGGCUGGCUGGUGGGUCAGCAAUGGGACCAGCUCAGCAGCUCUCGAGAUAGGGCUGCUUAGCACCAGGACAACCUUGAGUGUUUGACCCACCCCCAACCCCAGGGUGCAGCUACUGACCAAAACCCUUUGGAAGCCCCCUGGAGUGGGGUUGGACUGCCUCCCUUC
This is a messenger RNA of Enhydra lutris kenyoni (northern sea otter), 3384 nucleotides long. RefSeq names its product transglutaminase 1. The transcript is spliced from 15 exons. NCBI's taxonomy places the organism in Eukaryota, Metazoa, Chordata, Mammalia, Carnivora, Mustelidae. Gene Ontology annotation, biological process: peptide cross-linking. Bases 436 to 2925 code for a protein of 829 amino acids. The record is from RefSeq and is a predicted model, not a curated record. Gene Ontology annotation, molecular function: protein-glutamine gamma-glutamyltransferase activity.